UGAGGGAAAAAUCCCGUUGCGAAAUCAAGCACGUAUGUUGUCAUUUUCGCAACGACCCGUUGUUAUAUUUUUCAACAACGGCUGUUGGUGAAUUGUGCACGAACGUGCUCAAAUUGACACCGAGACGUGGUCAACUUUCGGUACCAACAACAGCCGUGCUUAAUUUGUCCAUUUGUAAUAUUGGUAAUUGCAGCCGAUUACACACGAGUAAAAAAUGACAACGGUGGUGCAUGAUUCACACACGGUCGUUGUCAAUAUGACACCGGUCGUGUAUGAAUUAUGCACCACCACCUGCAUAAUGAUGCACCACCGUUGUUACUUUGUACACCGACGUGCAUGAAUCGUACACGAUCGUUGCCAUUUUAGCAACUACCGUGUAUGAAUCAUGCACCACCGUUGUCAUUUUUUUUACUCGUGUGCAAUCGGCUGCAUAUUUACCAUUUUUUCCGUGUUAUUGAAAGAGAAAGGACGCAUUGUGCAAAAAAUUUAUUGAAAAUGAAUAAUAAUUCGCAAGAUCCUCAAAAUAUCAUUGGUGAGUUGUUAGAAAUCGAUGGCAAUAUUGUUGUGGUUCGCGAUACAAACCAUUGCAGCAGUCAAGAUGCGGAAAACAAUGAGGACGAUUAUAUGUUAAGGGAGUUCUUAAAAGGAAUAAAUAUGGAGUCGCUUUUUGAACAAUUAAAAGCAUCACAUGUAACAUUUCGCAGCUUGCAGUACUUGAAAAAAGAAGAUUUAAAGGAAGCAGUGCCACCAUUGGGACUGCGUGUUGAAUUCAGAGAAAAGCUCUUUGCUUGGAAAAAACGAAAGCUCGGGAUUGAUGACGAAACUAUGUCAGUUCCAUCUAAAAUAGGUGAAUGGUGGAAACGCAACGAGACACCUGCAAGUACUCCUGGUACUCCCGACACUACAGGUUCGAACUGCUCAAAAGCCAAAGGAAUUUUGUCAGAGGAUCUAACGGAAUUGUUAACACAUACCUCGAAGGGGAAACUAGCGCUUGAAUGUAGUAGCGUUAAUAAGAAAUUAAGUGACGAGCAAAGAGAUGAUAUAAUUAAUAUAAUUAUUGAAGAUAUUUUAACCAACAAUGUUACUCUUUACACUCAAGACUAUAUGCGCAUAUUGGAUGAAAUUUGUUCCGUUUUUCCUCUUGAAAACGAAAUGAGGGAUUAUUAUUACAUUUCAAGAAAAGGAAAGAACAACGCAAGCGGAAAACUUUAUGCCAAGUAUAGAAACAAGAAGUCCAAAAGAAUAAAGCUUUUGAUUUCCGAGCCUAGCACAAGCAAAGCAGCAACUCACACAUCUCCUAAUUUUUGUAACAAAGAUGUUCCCGAAAUUGAUGAAUCAGUUGAAAAUUCAUUGAAAGCUUCCUUACUAAGAGAAUGUAAUGAUUGGGGAUCGAUCUGCGAAAAAUGGAAAAGAUCUUUUAACAUACGGCAAAGAGAUAUAAAAAAUUUAAGUAGCCAUACAUUUCUCCUUGAAUGGACGAAGUUGUCCGAUGCAAGAGCUUCAGAAUUGGUCAACAUUGAUUUCGAUAUUAUGUAUCCACAGAAAGGCAAUCUUCUACUUUCUAAAUGGGACCAAUUUAAGAAAAAAAUUUACAAUUAUUAUGGGAAAAAUAUUCAUAACGAACAUUGCAAACAACUCUUCGCAAAUGUUUUGACGGCAAGCAGCAUAGAUGCUCAAGAUUAUAUAUACGCAAUACUGUUGAAUUCAGUUUUACCAUCACCUGCUAGGUUUAAAUGUGGAAACGGUAAAUUACGAAAAAAAGUAACAAUAGCUGAUUCGCAGGAAAGUUUCGUACUGCGACUACCGACAAUUAACGAUUAUAAAAGGCAAAUUGAUACAGUCACUGAAAAGUAUUACAAUGCUGGAUUAACUAUACAGCCAUUUAUAAUUGUGGAGGGUUUGUCCGAUUUCAAUAUAAAAGGUUUUUAUGUUUUUUUUAACCACAAUUUGUUAAAAUUUCAAUCGUUCCUCGAAUGUUUAGAUACAUGUUUUAAAAUUUUUCAUGCACUUUCUUUAAAAUAUCCAAAUGCCUGCCAAAUUCCAUGGAUUUUUAUCCAAAAAUAUUUUUAUGAAAUUAAUACUGUAUAUGAUAUAAAAUCAGUUAAUUUGACUUCACUUAUUAAUUUCUGCAACAAUAAUUAAAGUACAAUUCAAAAUGUAUAUUUGCUUUCGUUGCCGUAAGCAUUUUGAUAAGGCAAAUCUUUUAAUAGCUCAUUUGAAAACAGACCAUUUAAUGUCCACUAAAUUUUUAAAAGUACAAUGCGUUCAGGACAACUGUAAGCAAACAUUUACAAAAUUUACGUCAUUCAGAAUUCAUUUAGAAAAACUUCACAAGAAUCACACAAAAGCUCCACCAAUGGUUAAAGCCAUUAAUGUGCCAGUUGAAAUGUCAUCAUCAAAAGAAAAUGAUUAUACAAACAGUGAAACUGUUAUUAACAACAAUACAAUAGAAAAGGAUUUAAAUGUUUUGAAAAAGAAAACCUUAUAUCUGUCUUUACAAUUACAUGGUCAAAGCUAUAUGCCUAGAAAUCAUGUUAUAGAAAUACAACAUUCUGUUUCAAUUCUGCUUUCAUCCAUUUCAUGUACAAUUGAAAAAUAUAUAACUGAUCAUCCAAAUUAUGAAGACUUAAGGUACUUACUAAACUUUUGUAAAAAUCCUUUCGAAGAAACUAG
This is a messenger RNA of Musca domestica (house fly), 2673 nucleotides long. RefSeq lists its product as uncharacterized. The transcript is spliced from 7 exons. The record is from RefSeq and is a predicted model, not a curated record. Lineage: Eukaryota; Metazoa; Arthropoda; Insecta; Diptera; Muscidae. Bases 379 to 2142 code for a protein of 587 amino acids.